This is a messenger RNA of Fusarium verticillioides 7600, 1480 nucleotides long. RefSeq lists its product as hypothetical. Gene Ontology annotation, cellular component: membrane. The record is from RefSeq and is a predicted model, not a curated record. The transcript has 2 exons. Gene Ontology annotation, biological process: copper ion transmembrane transport. Bases 357 to 905 code for a protein of 182 amino acids. Gene Ontology annotation, molecular function: copper ion transmembrane transporter activity. Lineage: Eukaryota; Fungi; Ascomycota; Sordariomycetes; Hypocreales; Nectriaceae.
UUUGGGUUUUACAGUAUGAUCAGGGAUCGAAUCAGUGAUGGAAGAAUAUCGCGUUAUUAAUAUCCCCCUCAUCCUUCGGCAUAACCUUAAAUCUUGACCCUAUUCUGCUCUUGCAUGUCGCUUCUUAAUUCUCCGGCAGUCUUACAAGUCUUGGAAACAGCUCAAUCUUUCUCAGUGGAGCCUCAACUCCUUGAUAUUCAUUCGUCUUAGAGAUACUUAUCUCCCCAUCCAGCCACUUUCUGGUUCAAACAAGACAGUCUUGGUUCGGUUCAAGUUAGAUUCACUGUCCAUCAUCGAUUAAAUCAUCCAAGCACCACUGUUCAACUCGAGCGAAAAUACCAACCUAACAACUCAUCAUGGAUCAUGGAGGAAUGGGCGGUAGCGGUGCUGCCUGUAAGGUCGACAUGUUGUGGAAUUGGAACACAGUCGAUGCGUGCUUCCUGGCCUCAUCAUGGCAAAUCAAGAACCAGGGUAUGAUGGCUGCAACCUGUAUCGGCGUUAUCCUCCUCGUUAUUCUCGUCGAGUUCUUCCGGCGCAUGGGCAAGGAAUACGAUGCCCUUCUUCAGCGUGGCUUCCAGCGGCAAGCCACUACUCACAGCGUUGCUCUCGCCGCCGCGGGUUGCACGGGAGCCGUCGUUCCCACAAGUCAAACCCUUACAUAUCGAGCCUCACCUCUGCAGCAGUUCAUCCGCGCAUUCAUCCACGCUACUACUUUUGCGGGAGCCUACAUCAUUAUGCUCUUGGCCAUGUACUUCAACGGCUAUGUUAUUAUUAGCAUCUUUAUUGGUGCUGGCCUGGGCAAGUUCUUUUGUGACUGGCUCGUUGUAAGGAUCAAUGUCGAAGAUUUGACAGCGCCUGAGGACAAGGCUAAGGGGAUUGAGGAGACAACUGUUUGCUGCGGCUGAAUAUGUGCCGAAAGUAUGGGACAGAGCUGAUAUAUACAAUGGACGCUUUACAUGACAAGUCUUUUUACUAGUGAUACCCGUAAAAGCCCUUUUGAGAUCGAAUUACCUCGAUCAUUAUAGAUCCACAGGGAGGGUCUCGAUAUUUUUGGGAAAGCAUUUGCUGUGAAUAUCUUGUAGAGGCUUCCUACUGAUUAAAGUAGCCUGUGGUGAGGAAGCGGUAUCAAAAUUUUAAGCUGUUGGUGUACCACUGAGCACCCAUUACACUAUUUGCGGGUGGCCUUGAUCACUCAUUUAUAGUAUCACUGGUUUCUUUCAAUAGCGGUAAUGGGAAUAUUUAUACGCAAGUAGUUAGAACUCAAAGAACCCAGCUCGAGACUUUAUCUAUGAUACAACCUAGCUCGAGGAAUGCAUACUGGUUAUUCCGACCAUCUCCAGGUGUGAGGCUAUAGGGUGGCAUGUUGGCAAGGAUCCUGUACAUCUAGAAGGUGACAUAAAACUUUGGACAUGUGUAUAAUAUCGCGCGAGAAGUUUAUCAUAAUCUUCAGCUUGCUUAGUUUUUUAUAAUGAUUUAAGGC